ACGUCUCUCCUUAAAUAUGGGUUUAGGGAUAUCGAAGAAAAGGCAUGGCUAGAGUCAGUCAACAAUGUCGACCAAACUUUCCUAAUUCCUGAAAAUUACCAUUACGCAGCUUCGUCCUCCUUACUAUUUUUGACCUUCCACGUUCUUGGUGCAGCGCACAUUACACUCUGCGUCACAAUCGAAUCUCACACACCUUCUUUUCUCUUUCAUAGUCUUUUAGUGCCCACAAGAACCCAGAUCUGAUUUCGUGGGUCCAUCCUCAUAGAUGUGGUCGGCGGUGGGUGUUUUGAGGCGUACUGCGUUUUCGGCCGUGAGUAAAGGUUAUCCGGUCAAGCCAUGGCUCGGUGGUGGUUGCAGGUUUCUCACCGUCAUCGAACCAACAGCCAAGGAUAAGGAGAAGGAGAAGGAGAAGGAGAAGGAGAAGGAGGAGGAUUUAACUGUAACGGAAGCGAAGAAGCUAAUGAGAUUAGUGAAUGUUGAUGAGAUGAAGAAGAAGCUCGGAUGUAUGGGGAAUGAAGAAACUGUCUCCUACAGUAAACUCAUUGAAGCAUCUCAAGGUUUAGGUAUCGCUAGAUCUCUCGAUGAAGCUCACGCUUUCGCUCGUGUACUAGAUGAUGCUGGUGUGAUUUUGAUUUUCAGAGAUAAAGUAUAUCUUCAUCCAGAUAAGGUGGUGGAAUUGAUUAGAAAGGCAGUGCCUUUGGGUUUAAAUCCAGAGGAUAAUCCAGUUAAAGUGGAGUUCGAUAAGCUGAGGAGUAUGAAGGAAGAGAUCGAUGUUUUAGCACAUAAGCAAGUGAGGAAGAUUCUGUGGUGUGGUCUUGGUUACUCUGUUGUUCAGAUUGGUCUGUUUUUUAGACUAACUUUCUGGGAGUUUUCUUGGGAUGUGAUGGAACCCAUUACGUUUUUCACUACAGCGACUGGGAUAAUUGUGGGUUAUGCUUAUUUCUUGAUGACUUCGAGAGACCCAACUUAUCAAGAUUUCAUGAAGAGGUUGUUUCUUUCUAGGCAGAGAAAGUUGCUCAAGAGUCGUAAGUUUGAUGUUGAGAAGUUUAAAGAACUUGAGAAGAAGUGGGAGCUGGCGUCUUGCUCUUCUUCUUCAUCUUCGUAUCACUCGUGCCACGCAAACGCAUCGAUUCGGAAAUGUGUUGGUGUUGAUCUUGAUUUGGAGGAUUCUUUGCAGAGUCGCAGAGAUUGAUUCAUCAGAUUCUGGUUUUCUAACCACUUUUUCACUUCUGGUUCUAAGUUCUAACCAGUGUUUCUGGAGGUUCUUCUUCAAGUUUGUUUCUUUGGUGUUUUAAAAAGAAUCCAAAGAAUGGAACGGGAGAUAUUUAGUUUUUGUUUGAUAAUCUUGAGCUACUGUUAUCUAAAAUCGCUGAUAAUUUGAACUUUGUUUAUGGUCAAAUGUUUUUGCCUGAUUAUAACAAGUCAUUCGGUA
Molecule: messenger RNA, 1432 nt
Organism: Raphanus sativus (radish)
Lineage: Eukaryota; Viridiplantae; Streptophyta; Magnoliopsida; Brassicales; Brassicaceae
Product: calcium uniporter protein 5, mitochondrial
Exons: 2
Coding region: 266-1192 (308 amino acids)
Biological process (GO): calcium import into the mitochondrion; mitochondrial calcium ion homeostasis
Cellular component (GO): uniplex complex; mitochondrial inner membrane
Molecular function (GO): calcium channel activity; uniporter activity
Source: RefSeq, a predicted model, not a curated record